Aspergillus lentulus is the source of this 495-nucleotide messenger RNA. RefSeq lists its product as uncharacterized. Lineage: Eukaryota; Fungi; Ascomycota; Eurotiomycetes; Eurotiales; Aspergillaceae. The record is from RefSeq and is a predicted model, not a curated record.
AUGGCAACGGUAGAAAACUCACCAGCGGUCAAAACUAUGGCCGACGCUGAAACACAGAGCAGCGACCCUAUCCAUGAUCCUGAUUUCGCGCAUGAGGCGCGGAGUCAAACUAUUUAUACCACGGCUGGCAGACUAUCCGACGUCUCUGCGGCGCAUCCCGACUCAGCGAAACACCUGUUUGCUGGAAGAAGUGACGAGGAAACCGCGAAUAUGGCUCUUGUAGGUUUCCUCGAGGUGUUGAGCUAUGACUGCAAGAAAGCAAGGAGACUGCGUUGGGAUCCGGAUAGACAAAAUGUGACCGUCACGAUGGGAAAUGCUAGGAUUGUAGCAAAGACGGAUGGCCGCUUGUCUAGACUAGAGGCGCCGAGGGACGGUCAGAUCUUCGCCAUUGUUGAAGUGAAAUCGUUCAUAUUGCGAAAUUGCGGAAGAACGAUGGAAAACCUGAUGCAAAUGGGAGUCGAGAUGGUAGCAUGGAUCCGCCAAGCGAUCCGAUAA